GGUGCCGUCCCACAAUACCAGGCGGGAGGGCGGGCAGGCGGUUUGUGUCCGGGCUGUGAGGUGCUCGGAACCUCCGCGGACCUUGCAGCCUCUGUCUCUUUAACGCGAGAGGAAGCGAUGCAGAGGGGUGGAAAAUGGCAGAGCUGCAGAUGUUACUAGAGGAGGAGAUCCCGUCUGGCAAGAGGGCGCUGAUAGAGAGUUAUCAGAAUCUGACCCGGGUGGCGGACUACUGUGAAAACAACUACAUACAGGCUACAGACAAGAGAAAAGCUUUAGAAGAGACCAAAGCCUACACGACCCAAUCCCUAGCUAGUGUUGCUUAUCAAAUAAAUGCAUUGGCUAACAAUGUACUCCAAUUGCUGGACAUCCAAGCCUCUCAGCUUCGGAGAAUGGAGUCUUCCAUCAAUCAUAUCUCACAGACUGUGGACAUUCAUAAAGAGAAAGUGGCUCGAAGAGAGAUUGGUAUUUUGACAACAAAUAAGAAUACAUCAAGAACUCACAAAAUAAUAGCACCUGCAAAUAUGGAGCGUCCUGUAAGGUAUAUUCGGAAACCUAUUGACUAUACAGUUCUGGAUGAUGUGGGCCAUGGUGUCAAGUGGCUAAAAGCCAAGCAUGGAAAUAACCAGCCUGCAAGAACUGGCACACUGUCGAGAACAAAUCCUCCUACUCAGAAACCACCGAGUCCUCCUAUGUCAGGCCGGGGAACACUGGGACGAAAUACUCCUUACAAAACCCUGGAACCUGUUAAACCUCCAACAGUUCCUAAUGACUACAUGACAAGUCCUGCUAGGCUUGGAAGUCAGCAUAGUCCAGGCAGGACAGCUUCUUUAAAUCAGAGACCGAGGACACACAGUGGAAGCAGUGGAGGAAGUGGAAGCCGAGAAAACAGUGGCAGCAGCAGUGUUGGCCUUCCCAUUGCCGUGCCUACACCCUCGCCACCCACUAUUGGACCAGAAAACAUUUCUGUCCUUCCUCCUUCUGGAGCUCCACCAGCACCACCUCUUCCACCACUUCUGCCCGUGAACACUGUGAUAGCAGCCCCGGGCUCAGCUCCUGGUUCCCAGUAUGGCACAAUGACCAGGCAGAUUUCUCGACACAACUCUACCACUUCCUCGACAUCUUCUGGUGGAUACAGACGGACUCCCUCUGUGACGGCUCAGUUUUCUGCUCAGCCUCAUGUUAAUGGAGGUCCACUUUAUUCUCAGAAUUCAAUUUCUAUUGCUCCACCCCCUCCCCCUAUGCCUCAGUUGACUCCACAGAUACCUCUCACAGGCUUCGUGGCCAGGGUGCAGGAAAACAUUGCUGAUAGUCCGACCCCACCACCUCCUCCUCCACCAGAUGACAUUCCCAUGUUUGACGACUCUCCACCUCCGCCGCCGCCGCCGCCAGUGGACUAUGAAGAUGAGGAGGCCGCUGUAGUCCAGUAUAACGAUCCAUAUGCAGAUGGGGAUCCUGCUUGGGCCCCAAAAAAUUACAUCGAGAAAGUUGUGGCAAUAUAUGAUUAUACAAAAGACAAGGAUGAUGAGCUGUCAUUUAUGGAGGGUGCAAUCAUCUAUGUAAUAAAGAAGAAUGAUGAUGGCUGGUAUGAAGGAGUCUGCAAUCGAGUGACUGGUCUGUUCCCUGGGAACUAUGUUGAAUCGAUCAUGCACUAUACUGAUUAAAUUUUUGCUUUUAAAGUAGGUUCUUAUUAUCACUCAGUCAUACUGUGGGACCAUUACGGUUAACGGGAUUGUCUUAAAAUGUGCCCAUAUGUUCAGGACAUGCUGUUUUAUUGGUAUAAUUGAAUGUCUACCUGUAAGCAUAAAUCUCUGAGGCAGUUGGUGUAUUGCUAAACAGCAAUCUAUACAAGAGGCUGUCUGUCACUGAUUGUGCUUAUAUACUUACUUACACAUUGUUAACUUCAUGACCAGCCUAAAUAUUCUGGGGGUGUAGGGUAUAAUAUUUCACAAAUCAUGAUUCAGAUUGUGCCAUUACAUGUUUCAGUGCAGCAUGGUUACUAACGCUCUGUCAGACUAAUAUUAAAAUCAGAAAACUUAAAUGCUGGUGCUGGUCAUACUUUUUGUUUAGACUCUCUCAUUCUUGAAAUAUACUGUUUGUUUAAAGCAUGCAUACAAAUUUAUGUAUUGAAAUAUACUUAACAAAAUCCAAGAUGCUUCUAGUUUGUGUAAUACUUACUUGGAGUACUUGUACUUAGGUCUCUUGAAACGAAUUGAGUCUCCAAGAUCUCCAUGUGAAACAAAGACAAUUGGGUUACCUGUAGUCUUGUCAUUUGUACCGAAGUUUUUUAAUGAGUGAAUUUGCAUUAUAAAUUUUUUCCAUUCAUAAAUACGUAAGUGAACCAAAGGUUUUUGUCCUUUCCUUCACUGGUUUGCUUUAAAAAAAAUAAUAACAGAUACUGAUUUAUGGCAGAAUUAUGGUUCUAUUUUCUCAAUAUAUUAACUUGGAAAAAAAAUUUUAGCCUUAUCUCAACCUAUCCCAACAGCAGUGGCUGAUUUUUGUAGAAUUUAAAAUCGGAGAUGGUUAUUUACAAGUCAGUCUACUGAAUUCCUUUUCUAACGUAACUUUUUCAAAGCUAAGAAAAUGUGUCAAAGUGCAUAUGCUGUAGGUAAAAUUCUUAAGGACUGCUCUAUCAGUCCUUUGGUUUUCCAGUGGACUGUGAUAUACUGGUUCAAUGAAAGGAAAUGAUAAUCAUCUUUUACAUAUUUUUUUGGUAGCAGUGGAUGCGAUUGAUUUUUGAAUACGCACUAUUUAACCCAUUACCUGGCACUAGCAACAUGAAAAGAUUUUAAAAAUAAAAUAAUUGGGGAAGAAAGGUGCACCAUGUAUUAAUCAUGGAACAGGGAUAUAGCUGACCAACAGAUUUGUAUUGUCUUUUGACAUAACUGAAAUGCAACACGUGCACUUUGUGUGUCUCCUCUUAACUUAAGGGAGGGUUAGAGGGAUGUCUUCUCUUCUCGUGUGUACAAUUCUGUAUUGCCUAGGAUAUUACAGUAGAGGACUCGGUUGUGGGUUUCUGUGUAUUGAGGACUUGUUUGGAUUUCAAAUUACAGUUAUGUACUGAGCAUUACGGAUAACAGCAUAGUAAAUGGUAAGACUAGUGCAAAACGUUUAUUUCUGAAAAUUAAAGACCAUUAUUGUUACCAAAUCAAUGUGACUGUUGCAUACGCAUUUUGCCUUUGUUAAUUUUAAACAUGAUUUCAGUAUCACUAUUGAUCAGUUACCGUCUUCAUUUUUUAGAGUGGACUGUUCUCUUAAUUUUGUAUAUAACCUGUUGUCUAAAUUUUAUGUACAGUCUUUUAUAAUAAACCAUUCUCCUAUAUGAAAUUUUGGAUACUGUUAAAAAUCUAACUAAUGUGGAUUGAAAUGUAGACUUCACAGUUUUAUGAUCUUUACUCCUAUGGUGAAACAAGAUAAACCAUUUGAAUUUUAACAUUGAUUAUUUAUUUGUGUAAUGGCUUUACAUGUGGAUAUUAACCGUGUAAACAAUACCACAUAUAACCAUCAAGUACCACGAUUAGAGUUUACAGGACUAGAAUGACAGAUUCGGAUGGUUUAAUUACAUUUAAAAAGUUUUCUGAAAAACUUUGCCAAUAAAAAAAAGUCCCAUUAAUAA
Messenger RNA from Mesoplodon densirostris (Blainville's beaked whale), 3613 nucleotides. It is a transcript of the gene ABI1, whose product is annotated as abl interactor 1. Gene Ontology annotation, molecular function: cadherin binding; SH3 domain binding. Lineage: Eukaryota; Metazoa; Chordata; Mammalia; Artiodactyla; Ziphiidae. The coding region runs from base 135 to 1661 and encodes 508 amino acids. The transcript is spliced from 12 exons. The record is from RefSeq and is a predicted model, not a curated record. Gene Ontology annotation, cellular component: intracellular anatomical structure; lamellipodium.